CCAGGGUGCCCGCGGCAGUCGCCUGACCCAAGACUCUCUGCUCCCGGGCGAGCGGCGCAGCCGUUCCGGCGCUUCUCGGGCUGGUGCGGCUCUUCCCGCCGAGCUGAGGGGUCUGAGCCUUCGCCGAUGGUCCCUCGGUACAGCCAGCUGCUCCGGCACCUCCAGGGGCGAGAAGCAAGGGGCCUCGUCCUCAGGUCCUCUCGCCGCGGUGCGUCUGGGAGUUAUGGUUCACCUGGCCGCAGAGGCCCCCUGUGUGUCAGCAGGGCGGAGAGGAAGAAAACUACAGAUCCCAGAGAGCAGCGCGGGUGCCGCUGCCACCGCGGGCGCCGCGCGGGGGGCGCGGGCGGUGCUGGCCGGGGCCGCCAUGGAUCUGUUCGGGGACCUGCGGCGCAUGAACAAGCGGCAGCUGUAUUACCAAGUCUUAAAUUUUGCUAUGAUUGUGUCUUCUGCCCUGAUGAUCUGGAAAGGGCUGAUCGUGGUGACUGGCAGUGAGAGCCCCAUUGUUGUGGUGCUCAGAGGAAAUGGGAACAUCAAAUUUCUGACUAAAGGGGAUAAUAAUGAAGUUGAUGAUAGAGGCUUGUACAAAGAAGGUCAGAACUGGUUAGAGAAGAAAGAUGUUGUUGGAAGAGCAAGAGGGUUUUUGCCCUAUGUAGGAAUGGUAACUAUAAUAAUGAAUGACUACCCAAAAUUUAAGUAUGCUCUGCUGGCAGUGAUGGGAGCCUAUGUACUGCUCAAGCGGGAAUCCUAAACACCAGAACAGGGGCAAAUACCCAGGGGAAACAACUGAUAUAUUUCAGACGGUUUCAUUUCUGUAUACAGUUACAAAACUGUGCAAGCUUUUGUCUUGUCUGAAUAAACAACUCCUAAUGAGUGAA
This is a messenger RNA of Passer domesticus (house sparrow), 875 nucleotides long. Its product is annotated as signal peptidase complex catalytic subunit SEC11C. The transcript is spliced from 5 exons. Bases 224 to 748 code for a protein of 174 amino acids. Lineage: Eukaryota; Metazoa; Chordata; Aves; Passeriformes; Passeridae. The record is from RefSeq and is a predicted model, not a curated record. Gene Ontology annotation, molecular function: serine-type endopeptidase activity. Gene Ontology annotation, cellular component: membrane; signal peptidase complex.